CUCUCUCAACUUUCUCUUCACAUCUCUCUCUCUCUUUCUCUCUGAGUGUUCUUGAUUCUUGAAACAAGAAGAAAGAUUGAUAUGGCUCUUGAAGCUUUGAAUUCUCCGACCACGCCUCGGGCGUCGGUGUUUCAGUUCGAGGAUCCGGCGAGCCUGAGCUACCUUGAUCAGCAGUGGGCGAAGGGGAAGCGAUCCAAGCGGCCGCGCAGCGUGGAGCGUCAGCCUACUGAGGAGGAGUAUUUGGCGCUCUGCCUUAUUAUGCUCGCGCGCAGCGGUGGUGGGUCGUCGGCUAAGGCGGUGGAGGCUCCGGCGGCGGCGCCUAGGCCGCCGCCGCCUCCGCAAGUUUCGGAGCAGAAUAAGCUGUUGUAUAAGUGCUCGGUUUGCGACAAGGCGUUUGGGUCUUACCAGGCUUUGGGUGGGCACAAAGCCAGCCACCGCAAGCUCGGCGGCGGCGAUGACCAUCCUACUACCUCAACCGCCACCAACAGCUCCGCCGGCGCCGGCGCCGGUAGGACCCACGAGUGCUCCAUCUGCCACAAGUGCUUCCCCACCGGCCAGGCCUUGGGCGGCCACAAACGGUGCCACUACGAAGGCACCAUCGGAAACGGCGGCGGAAACAGCGCCGCCGCCGGCACGUCGUCGUCGGGAACCGGGUCCUCCAAUAGCCUCCGCAACUUUGACUUGAACCUCCCUGCCUUGCCGGAAUUGUCCCCUGUUUUCCUCCGCCGCUUCGCCGACGACGAGGUGGAAAGCCCCCAUCCGGCGAAGAAAUCUCGCCUCCAAAUUCCGACAAAACUCGAAUUGUUCUAGGAGGAUCUUGCAGUCACCAAAUUAUGCAAUUUUUAAUUUUUAUUUUUUCCAUUUAUCUUUCUGGUUGGGAUAGACACAAUUCUUUGUUGUAAAUACAUCAGUUUGAUUGUGACAGUGAAGCAAGUGAUUAUUUAAUUAAUUCAAUUUUUUUGGAUGAAAUUUUACUAUUUAAUAUU
Ipomoea nil (Japanese morning glory) is the source of this 986-nucleotide messenger RNA. Its product is annotated as zinc finger protein ZAT10. Gene Ontology annotation, molecular function: DNA-binding transcription factor activity. The record is from RefSeq and is a predicted model, not a curated record. Bases 82 to 810 code for a protein of 242 amino acids. NCBI's taxonomy places the organism in Eukaryota, Viridiplantae, Streptophyta, Magnoliopsida, Solanales, Convolvulaceae. The transcript has a single exon.